AGUCAAAACCUGCCUAAUACUGUAUCCUCACUUCACAUAAACCUAAUCUCUCUCUCUCUCUCUAACUUAUAGAAUUCGCAUUCAUAAGAUAUACGCUAAGUGCCAAAACUAUUCAUGUGUUUGGCCCUUCAUGUUUUUAAUUCAUCAGUCCAUGAUUCUUAUGGGCUCUCUUGUGUCUUGAUUGUUGCGACUUCUUGAUUUCGAUUUCUGAAUAUCUGAUUAUCUAAGGGUUAUUGAGUACUCUUGAGCAUUCUUUCAGGGUUCUUGAUUAGUAUAUUCAUGUACUAAUAAAUAAUAAAUUGGUUGAUAUGAAUGGGACAGGGGAGAUAUGAUAAUAACUGCAAAAAGAAAAGUGGACAGAUUCCGAGGUUUGGAGAAUGGGAGGAAGCAAAUGAGAUGCCAAUAACACAAUACUUUGAGAAUCCAAGGCAAGCUGAAGCCUUAAAGCAUGGUUUUCACCAUCCCCGUCAACGUCACCUCCAUCCUUCAAGACAGACGGCGGGGACGAAUGAAAGGAGGCGCCCACAAAGGCGCGUGCGCGACGUCAGUGCACAGACAGACAAGUAUUAUGUUGACGUCACUGGAGUGAAGCAGCACCAAAACAACGUUGCCUCAGCUUCGAGGCCACCUAAGCCCGUUGAUGAGGAUCUCUACAAGAUUCCUCCUGAGCUUUUAUAUUCUUCAAGAAGGAAGAGAAUGCCUGGCUUUUUAGCAUGUUUGGUUCCAUGCACGUCUUAAACUGAAAAAGAAGAAUGAAGAGAAGGAUCAUGCAUGAAUCGAAUAAUGUAAUUUGUAUUUUUAUAAAUUUAAUUUCACUCAAUAUACAUAUAUAUGAUAUAGUCAUAUAGACGUGGCUUGGCAGAAAAAGAUGGAGAGCACACUCAUGGUUUAUAGAAAAAGAGGGAACAAAGUAAUAGCGAGGUUGUCCUUUUCUUCUUGAUCAGUGAUUAUCGAUCGGUUUCGUAGUGCUCUUGUUACAUCUCUACUUUAGUCUCUACAAAAUUUUCUCUCUAUUUCGUCACAUCGGUUCUCAACAUUUUCUAUUGUAUGUGUGUUCUUUUUAAAAGAAUUAUAAGGAAGAGUACAUCUUUGCAUGUGGAAUAGCGUUCUCCUUUGUUUUUGAAACUAGACUUGGCCACUGAAAGAAAAAAAAACGAGAGAAAUAUUGGAUCAAUGAUCAAAGAAUGAAAAUGAUAGGAUAUUCAAUCUUAAUAGGUGAUAGUCUUUUAAUUUCUACUGCGUUUCAACAAAAUAUGGUAUCAAGCUAAUUCGUUUUAGGUAUUCCAACAUGGAAACAAUAAAUAAAUUCAUGUUUUCAAUUCUACAUCCAUGCAACAAAAUUCAUAUAUGAAUAUGAUGAUAGCAAAAAAAUACUUUUUAUGUAUCAAUAGGAUCUGAUUUUGGUACAUUCAUCCCGUUUUUGUAGCUCUUCACCAUUACUGCAACUCUUGAGCCAUGCCAGUGUAAAACCGCUUCUGCUUUUGUCACUGCAUGAUUUGAUCCUUGCUCUGUUUCUGUCACCCGUGUUCAGUCCGCACAUGAUCGCUAGACCGUUCUCUCUGAUGGAUAACAUUCUA
Brassica oleracea var. oleracea is the source of this 1577-nucleotide messenger RNA. RefSeq lists its product as uncharacterized. The transcript has 4 exons. The record is from RefSeq and is a predicted model, not a curated record. Bases 313 to 738 code for a protein of 141 amino acids. Lineage: Eukaryota; Viridiplantae; Streptophyta; Magnoliopsida; Brassicales; Brassicaceae.